GCCGUAAGUUAGAGCUGCAAUUUCCGCCACUGCCGAGAAUGGCGGCGGCUCCAUUCCCAACCUACGUAGCACGGACAGAUGCACGGAUUAAUAAGGCCACAGCUGGCUCGACGGCGCUGGAAAAGCAACAUACCCUGAAUCGCGCGAGUUGCUCUCGCAGGAUGUCAUCCUCGUUUGUAGGAGCACCGUUAAAGAUAUUGACACCGUCCGCUUCCUCUAUCAAGGUGUCCCCGCAUGACAAGCUCCCGUGGGGUAGGGGCCUGUCAGUCUCUGCCACGUGGCUCGAAUGCAAAGCAGUGGCUGACGCGCCCAACAUCCCCCUCUCAUUGGCUUACGGCCUCUGGUCGGAUCGCGAGCUUGUCCCCAACUGGAUGCCAUGGAUCACCUCGGUUAAGGUGCUGAAGGAGACACCGGAGUUCUCUGAGUGGACCCUCAAGUACACUGCAUUUGGACGCGAUCUAGAGUUCUCAUGGCUCUCUAAGCAACUCACUCCCAUCGUGAAUCAGAAGAUUCAGUGGCGCUCUGUUGAUGGCGUGCCUAACAGAGGAGCCGUGCGUUUCUUCCCCAGAGGGCCCAACGGCUGCAAGGUGGAGAUGACUCUUACAUACCAGUGUCCCGACAUUCUCGUCCCCGUUAUGGCGAGCCUAUCGCCGUUGGUGGAGAAUAUCAUUCAAGCAGACAUGGACCGGUUUGUGGAUUAUGCGACUAAAGUGAAAGACACCCAAAGUGUUAGAAUAAUGUAAUUAUUACAAGGAAGAGGGAACAAGGGAGAUUUCGGGUUUGGUUUGUACUCUCUCAGAUCACACACCUAUUCUAGCCUAUAACUUCUACCGGCAAAUGUAUGUAUAAGUUGACACACCCCCGAGGCUAGAUAAGGGGUUGUGCUGAGCAAGAAGCACGCAGCUCAGGGUGGCACUGUUAAGACUAGAAAGAAUGAAUACCCGUAUUUGUCAAACAUGUGUAGUUAUCAUGUUUGUAUAGAC
Closterium sp. NIES-67 is the source of this 983-nucleotide messenger RNA. The record is from the annotation of a GenBank genome assembly. NCBI's taxonomy places the organism in Eukaryota, Viridiplantae, Streptophyta, Zygnematophyceae, Desmidiales, Closteriaceae.